CUUGAUCUCCUCCUCGAGGGCGAGCUUCUCCUGGUGAGCGGUGGCCAGGUCCCCGCCGGCGCCCCGGGGGCCGUCGGCGGCGCGGUCGGAGCUGUCGAAGGCGGCGAGGAGGCCCUGGAGGCGCUUGACCUCGGCGCGGAGCCCCGCGGCCUCGCCCUCGGCCUUGGCGGCGGCGCGGUCGGCGGCGGCGAUGUCCUCGCGGGCCCCGGCCACGAGCGCCUCGAGGCGGGCGGCCUCGGCGGAGAGGAAGCCGUUCUCGUGGCGCACCUCGGCCAGCUUCUCCUCCAGGCCGUGCUUGGCCGCGCGGAGCGCGUCCAUCUCCUCCGGGUCGUAGGCCUUGGCGUGGCCCCCGCCGUUGGUGAGCGCGGGGCCGAAGCCGAGGUCGAACUCCGCGGCGGCCGCCGUCGGGGACGCGAAGGUCUCGUCGCCGUUCUCCAUCUCGAAACCCUUUUCCUCUCUCUCUCUCUUUCUCUCUCUCUCUCUCUAGGUCGCGCCGCGUGUGCCGCUGCGCUGGAUGGGGGAUGGCAAAGGAGAUUUCGAAAGGGGGAGCCGCCUCUGCCUGCCUGGGCCUCCGCGAAUAUAUCAUGGGCUCAUGCCCGAUCCCCAAUGUUCCGAUCCGACGGUCGGGAAAUGCCGUCCCCGAUCGGACGGCUGAUGUGGGGCGACGCAUUGGAAAGCCUAGCCAGGGUUGCGUCGCGUCCACGGGGGAAAAGCAGAGGAGGACGGCUCGGCUGGAUUCCAUCUCCCCACUCGGCCACUCCCCUCCCCACCCAACCCCGUCGCCGCCGGAUCCAUUGCGCUGCGGCGAGGACGGCCACGAGGCGAUCCCCGCCCUGCGCAGGGGCACGAUGGCUGACCAUGACCCAGAGUUGGAGGCCAUCAGGCAGAGGCGAAUGCAAGAGAUAAUGGGACAGCGUGGUGCGCCAAGCCAACAAAAUGCAGGGCAACAAAAGGCCCAGGAGGAAGCAAAGCAGGAAGCUGAGGAACGCCGGCAGAUGAUGCUUGCUCAGAUACUGUCUUCUGAAGCUAGAGAGAGGCUCUCCCGCAUAGCUUUGGUCAAGCCUGAUAAAGCAAGAGGAGUGGAGGAUGUUCUGCUGAGAGCUGCACAAACUGGUGGAAUAUCUGAAAAGGUUUCUGAAGAAAGGCUUAUCUCACUUCUGGAGCAAAUCAACACACACACAAGCAAACAAACCAAAGUGACGAUUCAGAGGCGUCGCAACGUCCUUGACGACGAUGACUAGUUGGUAAACUUGAUGUAGACUAUGCUGGAGCGAAUGGGUGGCAGCUGUGUAUGCUUGAUUCAACAACCGUUCAAACCUGACAAACUAUUUGAUUGAUCUUUGGGUUGUAUAUGAUCUGGAUAUUAUUUGAGGGUUUUAUUGGUAACAGUUGCAUGCGUUGCUUCUACCCCUGAAACUCUCUGCAACACCUUUCAGUUGUGGUUGAUUUAUCGAAUCAUGUUAUCAGAUAAUGUUAAUCUGAAUGAAUUCAUCCUGUUCGAUGUGA
This is a messenger RNA of Hordeum vulgare subsp. vulgare (domesticated barley), 1506 nucleotides long. RefSeq lists its product as uncharacterized. NCBI's taxonomy places the organism in Eukaryota, Viridiplantae, Streptophyta, Magnoliopsida, Poales, Poaceae. Gene Ontology annotation, cellular component: nucleus; cytosol. Gene Ontology annotation, molecular function: DNA binding. Bases 522 to 1241 code for a protein of 239 amino acids. The record is from RefSeq and is a predicted model, not a curated record. The transcript is spliced from 7 exons.